AUGUCUGACCAGGAGGCAAAACCUUCAACUGAGGACUUGGGGGAUAAGAAGGAAGGAGAGAACACUAAACUUAAAGUCAUCAGACAGGAUAACAGUGAGAUUCACUUCAAGGUGAAAAUGAUGAUGCAUCACAAGAAACUCAAAGAAUCAUACUGUCAAAGACAGGGAGUUCCCAUGAAUUCACUCAGGUUUCUCUUUAAAGGUCAGAGAAUUGCUGAUAAUCACACUCCAAAAGAACUGGGAAUGGAGGAAGAAGAUGUGAUUGACGUUUAUCAGAAACAAAUGGGGGCAUUCAAUGCUUUCCUGUGUGUGACCAAGGUUAGGAACCACCAUACUAAAAGUAACUUUGACACAGGUGAUCCAUGGACAAAGUUUGAGAACGGGGGCUUAAAAGAGUACACCUUAAUGAGAUCCUUCUGA
Mesoplodon densirostris (Blainville's beaked whale) is the source of this 420-nucleotide messenger RNA. Its product is annotated as small ubiquitin-related modifier 1-like. The coding region runs from base 1 to 420 and encodes 139 amino acids. The record is from RefSeq and is a predicted model, not a curated record. The transcript has 2 exons. Gene Ontology annotation, biological process: protein sumoylation. Gene Ontology annotation, cellular component: PML body; nucleus. NCBI's taxonomy places the organism in Eukaryota, Metazoa, Chordata, Mammalia, Artiodactyla, Ziphiidae. Gene Ontology annotation, molecular function: ubiquitin-like protein ligase binding; protein tag activity.